Molecule: messenger RNA, 468 nt
Organism: Cavenderia fasciculata
Lineage: Eukaryota; Evosea; Eumycetozoa; Acytosteliales; Cavenderiaceae
Exons: 3
Coding region: 1-468 (155 amino acids)
Source: RefSeq, a predicted model, not a curated record
AUGAAUAAACAAACAAACAAGUUUAAGAGAAAUGAAAGAAUAGUCAGAGAUAGAGAUAAGAUGGAUAAUCAAUCUAUAGGUACUUCAUGGGAUUUUUCCCUAUUUGGAUGCUGUUCAGCUCCGUUUAUAUCAUUUUUAUCAUGUGCAUUUUGUCCAUGUCAAGUAGCAAGACAAAGAGCAACUACUUUUAAAAAGUUUGGAUGUGGAGAUUGUUUAUUUUCGAUAUGUUGUUUUCCCUGUGCAUCAUGUAUCAAUAGACGUAGAAUUAGACAAAAUUAUGAUAUCGUAGGAAACGAUAUUGGAGAUUGUUGCUGUACUUGUCUAUGUGGUUGCUGUACUGUUGUUCAACAUGCCAGAGAAUUAGAUCUCAAGGGAGAUAGACCAGGAGGGUUAUUCAUGGAAAAAGGUCCAAAAAAAUUACAUGAUGAAGAAACUGCAAGUAAUACAACUGCUCAUCAUGAUGAAUAG